Molecule: messenger RNA, 474 nt
Organism: Gongylonema pulchrum
Lineage: Eukaryota; Metazoa; Nematoda; Chromadorea; Rhabditida; Gongylonematidae
Source: the annotation of a GenBank genome assembly
AUGGAUGGUAGACUGUGUGUUACAGGAGGUACCGGUAGUGGUACGGGUGCUGAACUGGAGUGUGACGAGAGCGCUUCAUCACCACUGAACAAUAUAAGUACCAACGAACAUCUCUCCUCACUGAUCGCACAUGUGGCCAGCAGUGCCCGAACUCAGUGCCCAGAAUGUGGAAAACAUUUUCGGAAAGGUUCCUCACUGCAAGUGCAUUUAACGUUGAAUCAUGGUUUCCCGCCUCCGGGUAGUUCGAUUUCGUCCGAUGAUCAAGCUGAAAAAACUUCCGACUAUGGUGCCUCAGCCCAACAACCGAGUUGUUCAGUCGAGGACCCAUCAGCUGCUCCGGUUCACCAGGAGAUCAAGGAAAUUAAAUCGAUGAUCGGCGAACUAAGAUCUGCCCAAAGCACGGCACGUGUCGAACAAGUAUUCUUUGAUUAUUUACAAAUCAUAAUAAAAUUCCUAAAUUGUAUUGAUCAUUAG